Notechis scutatus (mainland tiger snake) is the source of this 462-nucleotide messenger RNA. The record is from RefSeq and is a predicted model, not a curated record. NCBI's taxonomy places the organism in Eukaryota, Metazoa, Chordata, Lepidosauria, Squamata, Elapidae.
GUGAUGGGCGGCAUCGGGGGAGACAUGUUCAACUACUUCAAGAUGCUGAUGCUGCAGGGCCUGAUUGCUGCUCGCAAACACAUGGACAAGGUGGUGCAGAUCGUGGAGAUCAUGCAGCAAGGCUCCCAGCUGCCCUGCUUCCACGGCUCCAGCACCAUCCGGAACCUGAAGGAGCGCUUCCACAUGAACAUGACGGAGGAGCAGCUGCAGGUGCUGGUGGAGCAGCUGGUGGACGGCAGCAUGCGCUCGCUCACCACCAAGCUCUACGACGGCUUCCAGUACUUCACCAACGGCAUCAUGUGACGGCCUGGACCGGAACUCCCCCCUCCCGUCCUCCCUCCCCCCCUCCUCCCGGCCCAGGGUCCAGGACAGACGGACGGACGGGGGCUGCUGGGCUGGGCCUCUGCAAGGAGGGGGAGGCAGCCGCCGGAGGAGGAGACUUUGGACUGUAAAUGGGGAUGG